This is a messenger RNA of Zasmidium cellare ATCC 36951, 888 nucleotides long. RefSeq lists its product as uncharacterized. The record is from RefSeq and is a predicted model, not a curated record. The coding region runs from base 1 to 888 and encodes 295 amino acids. The transcript has 4 exons. NCBI's taxonomy places the organism in Eukaryota, Fungi, Ascomycota, Dothideomycetes, Mycosphaerellales, Mycosphaerellaceae.
AUGAGUGCGACUAGACAGGAUGAACAGGCCGUUCUGAACAAAGAUUAUUCGAAGAGUGACUACUAUAUCCUGGCUUCGGAUUUCCAGGGCACGGUUCGUCUAGCUCUCCAGCAAUACAUCUGGCGAGAAGCGCUCGGAUUCAACAUCCACCCUUCCAUCCCUCCUCUCGAACCCACAGCCUCCAUCGCAGACAUAGCAUGUGGCACUACCCUCUGGCUCGUAGAAGUCGGACGCCAACUCGGACCACCCUCAGACCUCCACGCCUUCGAUGUCAAUCUCCAACAAGCGCCGCCAAAAGAAUGGCUUCCUGAAAACUUGACGCUGCACAAGUGGAACUUCUUCGAGGACGUACCAAAGGAAUUCAAAGGAAAAUUCGAUCUCGUCCACGUGCGACUCAUCACGGUGGCGAUCAAAGACAAUAACCCUGUGCCGGUGAUCAAGAACCUUUUCAAACUACUGAGGCCUGGUGGCCAUCUCCAGUGGGACGAAGUGGAUGUCUAUAAGAGCUUCGUGGUCAAGGCAUACGCCGAACUCGAAGUCCCCGCCAUGGACGCCUGGUGUGCGUGGAUGGCUGGUACGAAAGAAGGACAAGGCAAUCCUGAGAACGAGUGGCGGAGACAUCUUACGGGAAUGCUUACUGAGAAUGGCUUUCAGACGGCACAGCGACAUGACGAGGGAGACCGGUUCUUGGAGCACAAGCAUUUGAUGCGGUAUAAUAGUGAUCCGCUUCUAAUGCUAUCGGAGCAAUAUGCUAGACGGGUGUAUUCGACGGGAAAUGAACAAGGAACUAAGUUGUUGAAGACUGUUGAGGCGGCUGCGAAGGAUGCGGAGAAUGGCUCAGCUAUGAUCAUGCCGCCUAUUAUUUGGGUUGCACAGAAGCCGUUAUAG